Molecule: messenger RNA, 888 nt
Organism: Melospiza melodia melodia
Lineage: Eukaryota; Metazoa; Chordata; Aves; Passeriformes; Passerellidae
Product: small ribosomal subunit protein eS4
Exons: 7
Coding region: 38-829 (263 amino acids)
Biological process (GO): translation
Cellular component (GO): cytosolic small ribosomal subunit; ribosome
Molecular function (GO): structural constituent of ribosome; RNA binding
Source: RefSeq, a predicted model, not a curated record
GCCGGAAGCACCCGCCCUUUCUCGGCAGAGCGCAGCCAUGGCCCGCGGCCCCAAGAAGCAUCUGAAGCGCGUGGCUGCACCUAAGCACUGGAUGUUGGACAAGCUGACGGGCGUCUUCGCUCCCCGCCCAUCAACAGGCCCACACAAACUGAGGGAGUGCCUUCCCCUUAUCAUCUUCCUUCGCAACCGGCUGAAGUAUGCUCUGACGGGAGAUGAGGUCAAGAAGAUCUGCAUGCAGAGGUUCAUCAAAAUAGAUGGCAAAGUCCGCACCGACAUCACCUACCCUGCAGGCUUCAUGGAUGUCAUCAGCAUUGAGAAGACAGGUGAGCAUUUCCGCCUGGUGUAUGAUACCAAGGGCCGGUUUGCUGUUCACCGCAUCACACCUGAGGAGGCCAAGUACAAGCUGUGCAAGGUGAGGAAGAUCUUUGUGGGCACCAAAGGAAUCCCUCACUUGGUCACUCAUGAUGCCCGCACUAUCCGCUAUCCAGACCCCCUCAUCAAGGUGAAUGAUACGGUCCAGAUUGACUUGGAGACAGGCAAGAUCACAGACUUCAUUAAGUUUGACACAGGUAACCUGUGCAUGGUGACCGGCGGUGCAAACUUGGGCCGUAUUGGGGUGAUCACCAACCGGGAGAGGCACCCUGGGUCAUUUGAUGUGGUUCAUGUGAAGGAUGCCAACGGCAACAGCUUUGCCACCCGGCUGUCCAACAUCUUCGUUAUUGGCAAAGGCAACAAGCCAUGGAUCUCCUUGCCCCGUGGAAAGGGCAUCCGCCUGACCAUUGCUGAAGAGAGAGACAAGAGACUGGCGGCCAAGCAGAGCAGCGGAUAAAGUCCAGCUCAGGCUGGCUCUGGUGCUGUCAGUGUGUUAAUUAAACUGUUUACUACAUG